GCUUGAUCGGUUGCUUUGAGAGCUUUGGUGUUUUCGGUUUAUUCUAUGGCUUUUACUUGUUCGCAGCUUGUCACAUUACACCGUGCUGCUAAUUGCUUCUGUUGUUGUGACCUGCGUUCUAGUUUUUGUGGUUUUAGUUAACUAUACUUUGUAGUUUUCCUUAUUUGUAAGCCGAGCCUGUGUUGCGCUGUCCGCUUGCCAACUUUAUUUAUAUUAUUAUUUUUUUCGCAACUUUGUGAUGCCGGUGGCGUCGGCUCGCUCCGCGUCCCUGUUGGCGGUAACGCGUACGCUCUCCUCGACUUUCUUCGAAGUUCAGGCAUAAACACACAACGGACAACAAAACUGAGCAGAAGAAAAACUCGGGACCAUCGAACUUCGCGUGCUUCGUUGGUGAACAGCGUGUCUUGAGCGCUCGUGCGUGCGUGCGCAUCAACGGGACCGUCCUGGCCCAAGUGCGCGCGUCGUAGUAAGACUUGUCCGAGCAAUUCAAGCCAACCCCGCGAGGAUCACCAGUGGCUACCUGCCGUUAACCAGCAUCGCGCGUCAUGAAUCCAUCGUGGAAUCGGAUGGCCGAAGAACGCCGCGCGAACGCGGCAUCCGCACAAGCCAUGGUCCACGAUGCGGCUACGGUGGCAAGAAGCGGCGGUGCCGACAUCGCUGCAGCACCACCUGCCCCGACACCAAGGGUGCCUGUCGCCGCCGGCAGCAGUGCCGAGGAUCAGGCCCGUCGGAAGACGCGCAAGAAGCGGCGUAGGGUCGACGUCAGGACCGAUAACGAGCGGGCUGACGUCUCCUCGGAGCUCCCCGAGGCCGCCGAAAGCGAUCCGCCCGUGCGCGCAGCUGUCGAGAACGAGGUCGAGAACGAGGUCGAGAGCGACCAGGAGGACCUGAGCGGGCUCGAGGGAGCCGCGUUCCAGAGCCGGCUACCCUUCGACAAGAUGACGGCGCAGGAGGCGGCCUGCUUUCCCGACAUCGUGCAGAGCGCGCUGCAGACGCAAAAGAUCUUCCUGCACAUCCGCAACCGCCUGCUCCAACUGUGGCUCGAGAACCCCAAGCAGCAGCUGAUCUUCGAGAACGCGCUGCCCCAGAUGGAGCCGCCGUACAACAGCGACGCCCCGUUGGUGCAUCGAGUCUUCUCCUACCUGGAGCGCCAGGGACUCAUAAACUUCGGUGUGUUCGAGCGCCCCAGGCCGGGGCUGCUCAAGAAGCACGGCAAGGUGAUCGUCAUCGGCGCCGGCAUCUCGGGUCUGGCCGCGGCGCAGCAGUUGCAGCAGUUCGGAAUCGAGGUUCUCGUGCUCGAAGCGCGGGACCGCGUCGGCGGCCGUAUCGCCACGUUCCGCAAGGGCGGCUACGUCGCCGACCUAGGCGCCAUGGUGGUGACUGGCCUCGGCGGAAACCCCAUCACCAUACUCAGCAAACAGAUAAAGAUGGAGCUGCACAAGAUUAAGCAAAAGUGCCCGCUUUACGAGUCCAAUGGCACCACGGUUCCCAAGGACAAGGACGAGAUGGUGGAGCGCGAGUUCAACCGUCUGCUCGAAGCCACAUCAUACCUCUCACACCAGCUUGACUUCAACUAUGUCCAGAACAAGCCCGUGUCGCUGGGACAAGCCUUGGAGUGGGUCAUCAAACUUCAAGAGAAGAGUGUAAAGGAGAAGCAGAUUCAGCACUGGAAAGCUAUCUUGGAGCUCCAAGAGAAGCUCAAGGAGAACCACACAAAGCUCAUCGAAACACGCGAGCGUAUUGAAGAGCUCAACCGGAUUCACCGAGAAUCAAGCGAGCUCAAGCAGCGCGACGUCACACAGGAGUUUGUCCACAGGAGCCGCAUCCACGACCUGACUCUCGUGUGUCGCGAGUGGGACCAACUGCUCGAGCAACAGAGGGAGAUCGAAGACAAGCUCGAGGAAUUGGAAUCAUCGCCACCUAGCGACGUCUACCUCUCUUCUCGUGAUCGUCAAGUCCUGGACUGGCACUUCGCAAAUCUGGAGUUCGCCAACGCCACGCCGCUCAACAACCUGUCUCUGAAACACUGGGACCAGGACGACGACUUUGAGUUCACGGGCAGCCAUCUGACCGUUCGCAACGGCUACUCCUGUGUCCCCGUGGCCAUGGCCGAAGGCUUAGACAUUCGCCUCAACACUGCAGUCAAACAGGUCUACCUGUCCGCCACAGGCGUUGAAGUCACAACGACCAACACACGGACCAACUCGGGCCUGACCACAUUCAAGGCAGAUGCAGUUCUCUGCACCCUGCCGCUCGGAGUUCUCAAGCAAUCGAUAGUCAACAAUCCGAACCUGCUCAACACGGUGCAGUUCGUGCCACCACUGCCAGAAUGGAAGGCAGCAGCCAUCGCGCGUCUAGGCUUUGGCAACUUGAACAAGGUUGUGCUGUGCUUUGACCGCAUAUUCUGGGACCCAAACUCAAACCUGUUUGGACAUGUUGGUAGCACAACGGGAAGCCGAGGGGAGCUGUUUCUGUUCUGGAACCUCUACAAAGCACCUGUACUCCUAGCAUUGGUCGCAGGUGAGGCUGCGACCAUCAUGGAGAAUGUCAGUGACGACGUCAUUAUUGGCCGCUGCAUUGCGGUCCUGAAGGGCAUCUUCGGCAACAGUGCUGUGUCUCAGCCCAAGGAAACAGUCGUGACGAGGUGGCGUGCCGACCCGUGGUCUCGUGGUUCGUACUCAUUUGUGGCCACUGGCUCGUCAGGCAACGACUAUGACAUUUUGGCAGCUCCCGUCACUCCAAGCACAAACCACGUGACGCCAGCGCUUCCACGACUCUUCUUUGCUGGGGAGCACACCAUCCGAAAUUAUCCAGCAACAGUCCACGGUGCACUGCUCAGUGGUCUGAGAGAGGCUGGACGAAUUGCCGACCAAUUUCUGGGAUGUCCCUAUGCACCGAGCUGCAAUUGAAGUGGCCUUACCUAACCUGUCACUGACCACAAAUGCACCAUUUAUUGACAGAUGAAUAAACUUACUUUUCUGUACAAGGUAGGUGGGGAAAUGAACUUUGUAACUGGUUGCCUUAGUGGUCUCAGAAAUUACAUUAUCAUUGCAGUCACAUCAGUGAAAGCUUCACCCAAAGUCUCGGACAAAUAGAGCCAUGUUGUCUAAACUUCGUGUGAUAAUGAUUUAUAAAGCUCAUCUUGAGUUCCUGCCAGCUGUCGAAGCAUUGUCCAUUCACAACUGGUGCAGGCCACCUUUGCGGUCACAUAGCUGAUGUUCUGUGUACAUUAAAGGGGCUGUUCAAGGCAUUCUGAGCAUUCACUUUUCACCUGCAUUUUUCUUUCUUUUUUUUUUUUUUUUUCAAAGCCUAACGUGUCACCAUAAUUGCUCAGAAAGUAACGGGCUGCUUUUCUUUCUAGAGACAGCUUAACCCAAAAUCUAUUAAUAUGAAAUGAGAGCAGCUGUAUUUCAGUUACUUUCGUAAGAUUUGUUAACAUAGUCUCGCUCAACUAAUGCAGUUUUAUGCCACUGUUAAACUUCGGCAUGCAGGGAUUUCAUGCAAAAGGUUGUGCAUGGAGUGCCGCAUUCUCAGUGUACAAAUAAAGGCCUUGUUCCAUGCAGCACAUCUUUGAGUGGCACAUUAAGGUACAAGCCUGAAGACACCACAUAAAAAAAUCCACUCUUGAUAGGAAUGCAUUGCUCCAUAACUACUAUUCACACUUUUCCUUAGGCACAUUCAGACUUAUGUGGAAGCGAGCGUCGUGCUUGGAGUAAAGUGUUCUCUUAAUUUUUGUUGGCUUGCAAAUAUUGGUAAAGCUGCUUCUGUGUUUGACUCUUAAUGUGUCUAUUAAAGGCCCAUAAAAACUGUA
Dermacentor andersoni is the source of this 3811-nucleotide messenger RNA. Lineage: Eukaryota; Metazoa; Arthropoda; Arachnida; Ixodida; Ixodidae. The record is from RefSeq and is a predicted model, not a curated record.